AUGCUUGAGUUGGGUGAUUACAACAUUGGAAAUGGUGCUUUAGAAACUGAUGGAGAUAUUGAGGAAGAAGCAAUCUGUGGUGGUGGUCAUGGGGGAUUGGGGGAAGGAGUGAAGAGUGAUGGUCACGAGGAAUGGGAGGAGAAGAAAACCGCAGGUGUUGAUUUAGACGAUAGGGGGAAUUGA
Prunus armeniaca (apricot) is the source of this 183-nucleotide messenger RNA. The record is from the annotation of a GenBank genome assembly. Lineage: Eukaryota; Viridiplantae; Streptophyta; Magnoliopsida; Rosales; Rosaceae.